AUGCCGCUGACUGCAGUUGAGUUGCUCAAGGAUACAGUCAACAUCCUCUACAAGAACUUCUGGCCGCUCAUCCUCAUCUUUGCCCUCACAGACCUGUCCAUGUUUGUGCUCCAUCGCGUCAGCCACCGCAUCACCAACGAAGCUGCUGUGCGAUUCUUGGGAGGAUCCAUCACUCAUCAAAGCGUGGGCAACCUGUGGUUUCUCAGCAACAACCCUGAGAUUGCCAAUUUUCAGACAGGGUAUCAGUACCUUGUCGCUGUAUUCUUCCUGAUUGUCUUCCCCAUAAAUAUCCUCAUACGGAGCUUCGCCUCGACCAUCACCAUCCUCUACGCCUGGAAGAAUGCAGGGGAGCCGAACGAGUGCCCGGACCUGAAGCCGACCUUCAUUCCGCCAGUGCGGUACAUGUGGGCGAACCUGCGCUGCGUGUGGCCCAAGAUGCGCGGCGCGGUGAGCCGGGUGUGGUUUGUGGAUCUGCUGGUGGCGGUCAGAGUUCUGCCGCUGCAGUGCCUGUCGCUGCUGCUGCUGCCGCUGCCCUGGACUCUGCCGCGCAUCCUGGCACUACAACUCGCCAACCCGGCUUCCGUGGUGGAAGGUUGGGAAGGGGACGAGGCUCUGAAGCGCUCGGAUGAGAUGACAAAGAUAAAGGGGGUGAAGAAGGCGCUGCUGUGGCCCUACAUCGGCCUUAUUCUGGGCAUGCGCUUAGUCAGCAUGGGCCGCACGCCAAUUCUGGCCGCCAUCCCUGGCCACAUCAUCAAGGACGUGCCCGAGAUCCCCUUCAUCAUCUACUGCACCCUCAUGUUCCUGUCUGUCGUCCUCAGCAGGUUGCAAGACGUGCUGCCUCUUGCUGUGUUCAAGAAAGGCAAGGAUAGGGAGGCCGCCUCAGAGGCGCAGCUGAGCUUGUGA
This is a messenger RNA of Coccomyxa subellipsoidea C-169, 903 nucleotides long. RefSeq lists its product as hypothetical. NCBI's taxonomy places the organism in Eukaryota, Viridiplantae, Chlorophyta, Trebouxiophyceae, Coccomyxaceae. The transcript is spliced from 6 exons. The record is from RefSeq and is a predicted model, not a curated record. The coding region runs from base 1 to 903 and encodes 300 amino acids.